Molecule: messenger RNA, 9602 nt
Organism: Pomacea canaliculata
Lineage: Eukaryota; Metazoa; Mollusca; Gastropoda; Architaenioglossa; Ampullariidae
Exons: 2
Coding region: 4840-9459 (1539 amino acids)
Source: RefSeq, a predicted model, not a curated record
GACGUCACAAGCUGUACGACGCCAUGAUGUCUCAGGCCUCCCGGCUGUCAAGUCGGUGAGUGCUGAAGAUUGUAGUGACUGGCACUGGAAGUUUAUUUUAUGUGCGUUCGUAUAAAGUUCAGGCCAGGGAAUCAGCGACCAUCACCGCUUCAAACUAUUGUGGCCAAUGUUUGUCGCCCAUAUUUAAAAGACUUCGUGGUGGAAUUACAGUACAUUCCUUAAUCAGCAUGUUUUAAAACUGUGUACCUGCUUGGAUUACAGACGUGAAACACUGGUCAAAGCAGUUGCUUUCUGUGACAGUUUACAAUCCUGCGAGUCCUAGCUGCACGAACCAUCUCUAUCAUUGGCCUGUAUUUCAGACAUCAUUCUUCUACAACGACUAACAACAUGCAGGGUGUUAGAGAUUUCACUAGACUUUCCCUGUGAACGAUUUCUACGUGCAUGUAUGCGAAAUGGAAAGAGACAAAAUGAACCCUGAUGCUAGGCCAGGUGCAGCGUUUAACACCUGUAUGUUUGGAAAAGACGAACUAUUUCCAGUGUUGAGGGAUUCGACCGCUACAGAAAUUCGCUCUGCCAAAGACUUACACGAACGACUUAAACACAGCAGGCAAAUCACGCCGCCGGUUCCACGUUCACCUCGUCGUUCGCAGGGAGUGGCUAGAGGGGCCAAGAGACCCACUAACUCCCCUACCGGGUUCGGAAGGUCACGCUAUGUGUGGAUACACAACGAACGUCAUAUGCUUUUCAAAGGUCCACAACAUUCGUCUGAAAACUUUCGCUCGUGUUCAUCAGAGUUGGUGCCCAAUGAAAGCGGCGCCAGGGAAUGCUGGCGAAGAUGGGGGAUGCACUGGCUAGCGUACCCAUUUUGCUGGGCGACAAGUGUCGAACUUACGGGUACCGUUUGUGCGACCGCCGAGUCGGUAGUGCGUCCUGGGCAGCGUUCGGGACCUUCCCGAGAGACAAAUGCGAGGAGGGGAGGAAAGCCAAGGAAUUGACACCGCCCCGAGUGGUCCAGCCACGUAGGUGGAAUUCCCACGACCGGACCCCGCACAGCAACGGACGCCAUGACGGAGCUUCUUCUCACUUCAUAUCUCACUCUCUCGACGACCCCUCGGAGCCCGAGGUGCUGAGGUCAGUCCCUCACAGACAGAUGUACCGCGACUUCCGUGAGAUUCUCACAUCAACUUCGAAUCUUCCGACAGAGAUGGGUCACGGGUUACAGUGUUUUCAGUCUAGCCCUUUCUAUUCUCACGGGGAGACGAGCCCUUACUGGUCUGGUGAAGGGGCGAGCCGUGGUAAGAGGAUCCAUUCCCUUCUUGACGCAGAUCUUUCACGGUACACCUACCCAGCGCUCAGAGACAAUCCCUACUAUUAUCCCAACGAAAGGAGUAUGUGCGGGAAAGUCAAACAGUAUAAGCAGAAGAGGGACCGCAACUCUGUAGCUUACGGAAAGAUUCACGUCACUCGCUCUUUGCUUCAAGAUUAUCUACUACAACCUCGCGAAAACGCCAUGGUCACGGCAUUUCUGACUUUACUUACCACAAUGCCGGACAGCGAGGAAAAGUCUUGCUCCAGUGCUAGCGUCACAGACAGAUCCUCUGUAAGCAGUAGUCCUUACAGACUAGACUCUAUGCAUACAUUUUCGGAAUCCCUUGGUAACAUGGAAAUCCAACCUCUUUUCCUGCGAAGCCCUUCACGGUGAGUGCUUAUUUACCUGCCAGUGGGCAUGAACGUGUUGGUCAUGUGACAAAAACAGACGCAUCUGCAUUGCAGGAAGAAGGCACCAGUAUCCUGCAGCCUGAGUUGAGAGGUGCAACAAAGGUCAACGCGGAGUUUAAGCAAACAAAAGAAAUGCAUCAACAGAUGGAACAUCUGGAAUCUGAACAGGUGACACCCCAGUCAGAAGCGAGCCAUGCAGUUGGUCAAUACAUUUCAAGUCCACCCUGGUAUGAAAGUCACUCACCAAAGAAGGACUUCUGCACACAAAAGUGUAUUUCGACGUCACCAACAAUGAGGACCGAGGCCAACAGGGAUCCAUCCAACCAGACAACUCCAUCUCCUCAGACUGGCGUAGAGAUUUACAGUCAAAGCGAUGAGGUAUUCAACAGAACGAAAAAGAAAUCCCGGUCUGAAGACUCAGAUAGUUCUGUUACAUCGGAAUCGUCUCCUAAAAUCAGUCAGUUACCUGCUAUAGACGACAAAGAAAAAGCGAGUGAAUUAUUGAAGUCACAGUCUCCAAAGCAUACAGUAGAAGCAAACGUCCGAGAAAAAGACGACUUUACAAUUAAAGAAACAACGGCUGAAAAUUGUUCAGAUUUUACUGUAGCGAGUGGCAACCAAAAGAAGUCUGGGGAUGAAGCUGAAGACAGCGUUAGAAUUUCUUUGCAGGAGAAACUUGCCAUAGACGAAAUAAAUUCUGUGGAUGGAACAAGAAAAAGUUUGUGUCGAACAUCACAGGUUUUACUUUGCAGAAGCAGUUCUGAAUAUGCGGAGACUGAAUCAAGUAAAGAAAGUCGUUCUCCGAGAAGAAUACUGGGAAAAAGUUCCAACGAAUUCACGGGUGAAACAUCAGAAAAGAUGAAAGGCCAAUAUGAGAAUAUCGGCCUUUUAAAAGAAAAAGCCUCGUUGGAAAACGAUGCUAAAUCUUCUUUUCGAAUUAGUUUUAAGGAAAGAUACUCAAAUGAAACAAUAACAGAGACUUCACGUUCCUCUGACGACUUACCUUUUGUUGAAAGUGAACAAACCAUAACUGAGGACGAAUCUUUGAAUGAAGUGGCAAACAAGGCGAUUCGUACAUUUAAAGACUUGGUCCGACAAGCAGUAUAGAAACCAUAAGUAUAGCGUCGAGCACAAGUUAUUUUGCUGAUAGCCUGCUCAAAAUGACAGUUGUAGAUAAUCCAUUAGAAAGGCCGAGUGUUCACAGAGACUCUGUACAUAUUUUAGAAGAAAAUUCCUCCUCUGAAAAACCAUCCCUAUUUACAAGACACUAUGCUCCGAUUGGGUUUAAAAUACAGCAACAAGGUUUGGAUAAAGGGACAAACCAAGCUACUAGCGGAAUUCAAGAGGAACUUACCAUCAACAAAGACAAAUCCGUCGAUGAAAGAUGUUGCGAGACAAAUCCUUACGUUCAGGGUAUUCUGAACAUCGACAACAAAUCUGAUCUUAGUCAUGAAGAUGACGACCUUUGUGCCACGACCAGUAAAGAUUCUAAAGAUAAACCUAUAAAAAUUAAAACUGAAUCAAUGGGUAAAUUAGAAAAACAAGAGAAUCCCCAGGUUCAGGACGCACUUACAAACGACAAAAACAAGUCUACACAUAUCUCAAGGAAGGUGAGUUUUCGAGUUCAGAAUGAAUUUAUCACAAGAAAAGAAGAACAUACAAACAACGUACCAAACGUUGAUUCAGUUGCUGCGUGCUCCUCUAUUCCGAGAGAUGAACAGAUGUUAUUUACAAAAGAGGAAUCAGAAGACACAGUGGAGGCUGAUAGUAAACAGGAAUCCCUCAACAAGUUGGUUUGGUCUGACAUCUCAUACAGUUUGAAAACAUCUCCAAAUACUGAUAAAGAGCCUCUCUUAACGAAUAAUUUGUUUGUGGGGAAAGAAUUCAUCGUAAAAAGAUCACCUCGUGCUGUUGGGCCUAAAAUAUUGCGUAAAAUGUGUCAACUAUUUGGAAGUUCUGGUCCAUUACCAUGCAGAGAUGAUAAAAAACCAGCGAAAUUCAUUCAUGGCACACAAACCAUUGUCAACAGAUCCAAAUUUUCAAGACCAGAUAGUCCAGCGAUUCAUAAAAGAGACCAGACAUCGUCUUCGGAAAAUGAGGUAAGCAAUAUGACAAAAAAGGAACUCACAGAAAAACCGUUAAAUCUUAUUAGUUCACGUAAAAUGUUAAGCAAAGUAUGUGAAUCACCUGGGAAUUUUGUGGACAUCACGAAAGAGAAGCUGAGUGCCACGUCAUCGCAGUUUCCGAUUUUGCCGCAAGUGCAGGACAUCUUCAUCAACCUUCUCUGGGUUUUGAGCGGGUUACCUCGGGGGACUCUUUGUUCACGAUUGGAAAAAAACAGUCUACGAAUGUGUCGUCGAUGUCGUUAGCGCAAAGUUCUUCCAGCGAUCAAACGUUGGUAUACGGAGCCACAUCUUCUGUCUCCAAAGACCAGUAUCCUCACAAAUACAACUUGGAGAAACCUGUCGAGUUAGAGAAAUGUAGCCAGCCACCGGAAUCUAAAAGCAUUCAGGUUUAUUUUCAAGGCUCAUCUAAAAAACGUCUGUUUAAAAUUGAGAACAAGCCAAAUGUUGAUAAAUCCUCCGUGGAUGAAUCUCCUCUAAGCCAUGUAAAAGAUGAGAUUCAGAAAUGGAAUACUAUUUUAUGUCAAGAAGCUGACACACAAAGUAACAUACCUGGCACACAUUCCAAAAGACGUUUUUCAAAAUUUUGUCGAAGUUGUCGAGAUAAAAAAGCAUUGGUCACAUCUAAGGAGAAAGUUAAAUCCAAAUGGCACCUUUAUCAAGAGCAGCAAUAUGUCAUCGAUAGAGAUCGAGGCGUUCUAGACAUCCCCGAACAAUUUAAAAAAAAUGAAAGAUAAUUCUUUAGGUAAAUCUAAGUGCGUGACACUUGAUGGACACAAACAACAUCAAAUCCAUUCAGACCAACGUUUCCGAAUGCGGAUGCCAAAAGCAAAAUUUGGCAAAAACACGAAACAUUUGUAUGCAAACAAAUCGUGUUUUGAUUUUUACAGAAGUCAAAGUGUAGAGAAAUUAGUCCCAGGUAAAUCAGGGGCUGCUCCUGUCCAUUGGUGUUCAUUCAUUCUCUUUCUCUAGCCAGUCAUCAACUCAACUCAAAGCGAUGUACACAACUUUUCCUUAUGCUUCAGAAAUAACGACUGAAUGUUCAGAGUUGCUUACAAUGGACAGGCCUCAGUAUUUACUCUCAACACCUUGUCAACCGAGAUGUUUAAGUGAUGGCAAUCAAAUUAGUGAAACGUGGCUAUCAAAGACGUCUCUAAGGCAAUGCUACGAAAGUCUUGAAGAAGGCAGAAAUGACGAGAAUGACAGUUCUUUGCCGCGGUUCUUGACUGAAAAAGAUUCAGAUCAGCUAGUUUCGAAAUCACAAAGCGUUUUUGUGCAAGCAGCUUCAUCUGAGCCUCUGAUCCUUUAUACCGAAAAUAAUCUUCAGACACCUUGGACACACAGCUACUCUGUCAGCGAAUCUCACUUGGGAAAUUAUUCUAACGUCUCCUCUGACAUCCAAAGCUCUCAAACGACGUCCCUCCGAAGAAAGACGACAAGUGUACACACCAAAGAUGGAAAACAACAAAUCCCCAAUCAAGAGAUAGUUACAGAAACAAAUGCACAGAAGGGAAGUGCUGGAACUUCGAUAAUAUCUAGAAGGAUGUCAUCAUCAUCUGGAGGAGAUCCAGCCUCCUCCAUUGAGUCGUGUCGUGUUUCUAGCUGUCAGAGCAAUAAGUCUUACGAUGAAGAUGACGACAGGAGUUUGCGUAUAUCGUCGACAGAGUGCAUGCAACAAUCCUUGGAAGAUAUCGCCAACGAGGCUGUACCCUGGUCAAGAGCUGCAGAAACAGAACAAGAAAUCGUAACGCCCAAAGAAGGUUUCUAUGAAAACAAACAGCCUUCGCUAACAUCUUACAGCGAUUCAGAUUCCGUUCAGUCUGACGUGUCAAGCGCCAAUUUUAGCAGCAAUUGGAGCAGAAGUUUCAGGACAGAAUCAACACCUACUACUUACUACACGACGAAGGAGUCAUCUACCACAAGUGAGUUUGCUGCUAUCCUGGCUCUUGAUGAAGUUAUACUUGAUGCUGAACUCAAAUUUCGCACAUUUUUUGAAGAGUCGUCUGACUUGAGGCUGACGCAUGGCAGUCAAGAGUUUGAUACACCAUUCGUUGUGGACAUGGCGAAAUCUCUUCAUAAAGAUGUCUCACAGGCUAGCAAUGAUUCAUGGCUAUCUCUUAAGACGGCAGUGUCGACUGAAUCCACACUCACCAAUCGACCCUUCAAAUCGGACAUCAAAGAGGCUGUAGUUCCAGAAUCUGAAAAGUCUGGCAAUGAAAGUAAACCUUGUGAAUCUAGAUGUUUAUUCAACACGAACGUGGAAAAGAUGAAGGCAAUCUUACUGGAAACUAGCCACGAACUGCUCGAACUUAAGAAAACACUUGAGGAUCGGAAGGUUCAUGAUCCAAUAACUUUAUUGGUGUGUAGAAUAUGCGAUUCUCUGUCCUCAGCUUGGUUGGCAGAAGUCUCCAAGCUACCAACUGCCAGGAAUUUGGAUAGUAGCUCAGAUUCCUACAACUCUUCUUCAGAGAGCACCUUCUUGACUAAAAAUGUGGAAACUUCUCACUCUCAACUGAAAACCAACGAUAAUAUUCCACCUCUUGAUGAUCAUCCUCCGAUGAACGAAGGUCUGAGGCAGGGACGGAAGAAGUCUGGUUUAUAUCCGCUGUAUCCUGGGAAGUGUGAAUCGGUCGAGGACGAAUCUCUGUCUUCAAGUUCUAGUGUACUUGCCAGAUCUCAAAGUGCUCCUGAAAAUCACGAACAUCUGGGUGACUUGUAUCAAAUAGUCAUAAACCUUUUUGCUACCCUCCAACAAGAAUUGCAGAAAAGUGUGAAAGAGGACACAAAAGUGAGUGCAAAGUCAUCUCAAGGAGCAAUGGCAUAUACUAUCAAACGUAAAGCCUUAAACGUCGUGAAAACCUACAGCCAAAAUAACUGGUUUAUCAAGCAAGUGUUAGAGAAACCUGUUCUAUAUCUCUGCCAUGACCCUAGUGAUCCUCGCCACAAGAAACGAACAAAGCCUUGCGUUCCCCAACGACAUACAUACACCCCACCUGUGUUUUCUACCGAGCAAACCACGGAGAGCUCUGAAGAGAAUAAAGGACUUGGAAUUUCGCCUUCUUCGUCUACCGGUUCUUUGUUCUACGAAUCACCAAACUCUUCUGUCGACCUGCCAUUUCAAAAUCUGUCUGGAGGCAACUGCUCCGCUGAAAGCAACAGUGAAGAUUUUCACUCAGCCUGCAACUUCAUCCAUACCGAUGUUCUUGACAAUACACUCGACAAAUUCAACUCAAAGAUGAUGACCAUAAAAGGGAAGAUCAACCACAUGUUGAAUCUGAUCAACAGGUAUAAUACCUCUUUAAGUAAAGGGCUUGAAGGGGAAGGAUUACAAUUUUAUGGUAAUCACGGUACAGAUGGUUCAGCCGCUUGCAAUGAAAAUACUAUGUUUCUUCACCGAGAAAAAGGAAACAGCGCAAACGUUGUCUACAUACCUGGAAAUAAAGACGAAGCGUCAAAAACUGUUCAGUUUCAUUGUGCACAAGAAAACCUCAUGGACGAAUUCGUGUUCCCUUCUAUUCUGGAAUGUCCCAUAUACGACAACAAUGCAGUUCAGAGCUUAGCACCAAUCAACCUUGUGAGAGUCCCAUGUAGUCAACCGGUGAUAUAUCGCAGCUCUGUGGUAAGGCAUCAGUACUCCCUGAAAGAUCUGAUGAACAAACAUUCACGAGAAGUGAAAACAUCUUUGACAAAGGAGCGAAUCGGAUUUAUUAUUUGGAAAUGGAGGAGAUGGGCCAUCAAGCGCGCUAUGAAGGUCCAUAUAGACAAAGGGAGACAACUUCAAUCUAUCUCUGUCAACAGGUCAUUCACUACUACACAGAGGGUUGACAGCUCGGUGCGUACGUUAAACGACAGGGGCAAGAAUUCAAGUGCAACGAGAGAAAAUCAAGGUAAAAAAUGUCCUUCAUCAAAUAUUUUUGUUCAACCUGAAAGCGCGGCAAAUGGCAGUUUACCUCUGGUUUUUAGAACCAGCCAGCUUCUCAGAGCACCUCUGUCAAAUGAUUUCUCUCAAAGUGGAGUCCGGGAGUCUCGCUCUCCUCUCACGAGAUUACAUGCGAAUAAGGAGGAAAGCAGUUUCCCCUCCAAUGAGUUCGUUGAUCUGACAGCAAAGAUAGAAACAGCGGAAGUUCAAUCUCCUCGAAAAGUAGGUAAAAAUCGUGUGCUACACAAGUCCCCACCUAUGAAAGAUAAACUGACUGACAACUUAGUAGCGUAUGAAUCCACUGGCACCAUGAAAUAUGGCGACUGCUUUGUAGAUGUUUUUCAACAGCAUCAAGUGAAAAUGCCUUUAAAAUCGUCAGCCAGAAAUUUGGGAUCAGAAACUCAACGUGGAGUCCCACUUCGGAAACAUCAAGAUAACAGGAAUCUUCUGGUAAAAAGGAAGAGGCCGUUGAAUGACACAAUUCCCAGGUGUGCUUACCGAUCGAGACGCUACUUGCAACAGUGCUAUGGUUCUGCCAGUCAAAACAACAUCAAGAGGCUUCCAGUUAGUACAAGUCAUCCUAUGAUGGAAAGACCCCAGGCUGUUUGUACUGAUAGACUUAAAUAUACUCACACUAAUUGCAUGAAAGCCAAAUAUUUAUCUGGAAGCAGGUUUCGAGAUGCUUCAUCACGCCCUAGUGGAAAGAACCUACCCAUCAAAUUUAUCCAGCAAGUGAAAAGCGACCAUUGUAAGACUGAACAAAACCGAGCCCACUCGGAAGACUUGACAAGGGACCUUCUCGAAAAAGGAAGCAAAAUGGUUAGUGAAUCAAAAUACUUGACAAGUGACAAGAUACAACACAAGAGUGUUAAUCUUGCAGAAGAUAAGACAUACCUUUCUAAGAAAGACAGCAAAGUUUUCAGAAACCCAAAACAUUUGACAAAUGACCAGGAAGAACAAAACCGUGUUGGUCUUACAGAAAACAAGGCAUACCUUCCUAGGAAAGAAAGGAAGAUUGCUAGUCAUCCAAAAGCUCUGACAACUGACCUUUCUACGAGAGAACACAAAAAUAUCAGUCAUCCAGACCUUUCUAUGACACACCACACGAGUGCCACCCGACUAGAACACAGGCCAAGUGAUCUUUUUAAGAUAGAUAACGAGACUUUCAGUUAUUGUCAACCGGCGACAAAACAAAAUUCAAAACAAAAAAGCUCCCGUCGUUUAGAACAGCUGAAGAAGAGAGAAGACAAUCAAGGAUUUUUCAAGCAGAUAUUUCAAAAGCUGCGCAGUCGGCUUUCCCGACCAUCUUUUCCGCCUUCUGGACAACUAGAAGUCCAUGCUGGUAGAACGCUACAAGAACCUCACCCACUGGUGUUGGACAAAGACUUUACACGCUUCGGACACUUAUGGCCGCUGUCUUAUGGUCGGGUCAGCGGCCAGAGGACCUCAGAGCAGACGUGCUACGCUGUUGCUCAGCCUCUGAUGUACUCGCCACCACACAGCGUCUCCAUCCACACACACGUCUCCAACCUCACCAGCUCUACUAGCACCCCUUCUCCUCAGCAUUUAUAUCCGCUUAACGUUCCAGACCAUGCGCCUUUCGGAAAGACGAGCUGCAGACCUGAACAGAGGAAAGAGUCUACCCAAGCCAUGACACAUGCUUCUCAAGAAUCUAUCGGGUUCGUGCCUUUACGGUAAUGCUGACGAUAUCCUGACCUUUAACCAAUGCGCCAGCAACGCAAGCAGAGCAGAGGAGGAGGAGUCCCCUGCUGAGCAGAGUCCAAGCCAUGAAAAACCAGUGUCGAGAAGAAAAGACUCUUCCAGACGUGCCUUGAGGUGCC